Molecule: messenger RNA, 2184 nt
Organism: Leptonychotes weddellii (Weddell seal)
Lineage: Eukaryota; Metazoa; Chordata; Mammalia; Carnivora; Phocidae
Gene: RAB37
Product: RAB37, member RAS oncogene family
Molecular function (GO): GTPase activity; GTP binding
Source: RefSeq, a predicted model, not a curated record
UCUGGUCCAGGGGACAUGACGGGCAUGUCUGGCGCCGCUGCCACCCGGGAUGGAGAGGCCCCCGAGCACUCCCCGCCUUGCAGUCCGAGCUACGAUGUCACGGGCAAGGUGAUGCUUCUGGGAGACUCAGGCGUUGGCAAAACCUGUUUCCUGAUCCAAUUCAAAGACGGGGCCUUCCUGUCCGGGACCUUCAUAGCCACGGUCGGCAUAGACUUCAGGAACAAGGUGGUGACUGUGGACGGUGUGAGGGUGAAGCUGCAGAUCUGGGAUACAGCCGGGCAGGAGCGAUUCCGCAGCGUCACCCAUGCUUAUUACCGAGAUGCCCAGGCCUUACUCCUGCUGUACGACAUCACCAACAAGUCUUCUUUCGACAACAUCCGGGCCUGGCUCACUGAGAUUCAUGAGUAUGCCCAGAGGGAUGUAGUGAUCAUGCUGCUGGGCAACAAGGCGGAUGUGAGCAGUGAAAGGGUGAUCCGUUCGGAGGAUGGAGAGACACUGGCCAGGGAGUACGGAGUUCCCUUCAUGGAGACCAGCGCCAAGACGGGCAUGAAUGUGGAGUUAGCCUUUCUGGCCAUUGCCAAGGAGCUGAAGUACAGAGCCUUGUGGCAGCCCGGUGGGCCCCAUUUCCAGAUCCGAGACUUUGUGGAGUCCCAGAAGAAACAGCCCAGCUGCUGCUCCUUCUUAUGAAGCCCAAGGUGCUGAAAGGAGGCUCCAGAGGCCCCUGCGGAUGCAGCCUUCUCCCCCAGAUCUGGUUUAUUCUGAGCGGAUGGAAGUUGGGGGACCCAGGGCAGAGCCCCUUCCCAAGAGAGAGCUGUACUCCCACCCUUACCCUAGUUCCUGUAGCUUCCCUGCAUCCUGGGGGAGGGAAAAGUAUUUAUUUCAUUUUAAUGAUACAUAAUGUAAUACAAAAAAGGAGGGGUGGGGACCAGAAAACCAAGAGAGGGACCUGGUUGUCCUUUUGCCUUCUGGUACUAGGACUUAAAUGGGGCCAAGGCUCCCUCCUCGCCUUGACAAGUGUGGUAUUCUCCAGCUCAGCACCAGAGGGCAGUGAUGCACUUCUGCAGCGGGAGGGCAGGAAGCGACCCCAAGCCACCCUCACUCAGCUGGAGAGGGUGAAGCAGACCCCAGCUUUACUUCCUCCAGCUCCCAGGGAACAGUCUUCCCCAGUAAGAUGGGCCCUUGUGCUGGGAGCCAGACCAAGGCUCAGGGAAGUGACCAAGCUCUGUGGGUAGGGGAGAGAGGAGUAACACAGACUAGGUCUAUGUUUGCCUCCCUCUGGCCUUACUAGCCCCCCUGUGGGAGGUGUACCCCUUUUUCUCCAGCCCUUAGACUGAAAACAUUUGGCUCCUGUUCUCUGGACCUCAGGUCCCAGGGGAACCCUCCCUCCUUUCCCCCCCCCCAAAUCCCUGGUCUUCUCUACCUUUUUGCUUGUGCCCCGAGACACCUAACGUCAUGGCUAAGGAAAGGUUUUUCUUCUGUCCCAACACUCUGGCAGAUAUGCGGCCCCACAGGCUACUUCAAGCAGCUACAGUGCUUCUACCGAGUUAAGAAUCAGAUCAGGAGGAACCUUUGACUGUUGGAGCAGGUGGGAGGCAGAACUAAGCAAACCUCACCCCACGCAUAUUCCCCCAAACCCAAGCACUGCUCCUUCCUGACCACCCAUGCCUUUUCCCUUUAGACAGACACCACCCCGGCCAAAACUGCUCUAUGUCCCCUUCCACUGAGCCAGGUUAGAGAGUGAGAGGUCACCCAUUUCUGGGUAAACCAACACAGUGUGUGUAAAACAAAGUCAUGUGGGUAAGACUGGGGUAAGGAAAAAGGCAGCAAGGAGUUUAUGUGGGGCCAAGGUCACCUGUCUCACAAAACCCUGACCCUGGAAAUUGGAGGUGAACAGGAGACCUGUGGGUCAUGACCUAGAGAAGAGUAAGAAGUACACACCGCACAUUUCUAAGGCUACUGCAUUUGCUUUCAAGGCAGAAAUCUUGCCCUCUGAGCAGAGUCAGCAGCUCCAACUUGGGCCUGAUAAGGAAGCUCUCUGAGGCUUCUCCCGGGAGGAGCAGGGAGGCCUGACCUUGCUGGGCUCCUCUGGGGCCCAAGGCAGGUCGCAGGCAAUCCAGUCACAUGGGCUGCUCUGGGCCUCUAGCAUUUGUGUUUUCAGAAUUAAAUUGCAGAAUUGGGAAAGUA